Messenger RNA from Hordeum vulgare subsp. vulgare (domesticated barley), 637 nucleotides. RefSeq names its product flowering-promoting factor 1-like protein 5. NCBI's taxonomy places the organism in Eukaryota, Viridiplantae, Streptophyta, Magnoliopsida, Poales, Poaceae. The transcript has a single exon. The record is from RefSeq and is a predicted model, not a curated record. Gene Ontology annotation, biological process: regulation of flower development. The coding region runs from base 98 to 403 and encodes 101 amino acids.
AGAUAACCAGCCUGCAGCAACUAGUACAACACUAGCAAAGACCGACCGAUCGAGCAGCUAGCUGCUAGCAAUAAGGAGAGUAAGAGGAAGAAGAAACAUGGCGGCGGGGGGCGUGUGGGUGUUCAAGAACGGGGUGAUGGAGCUGGAGCAGGAGGCGACGAGCCGGAAGGCGCUGAUGUACGUGCCGGCGAACGAGAGGAUGCAGUCGCUGGAGGCGUUGGAGCGGCGGCUCGGGUCGCUGGGGUGGGAGCGCUACUACGAGGACCGCGCCAUCGUGCAGCUCCACAAGCGCGGCGGCGUCGACCUCAUCUCCGUUCCCCGGGACUUCUCCAGGCUCCGCUCCACCCACAUGUACGACGUCGUCGUCAAGAACCGCGACCACUUCAAGGUUGUCGACUUCUAGUUAGCCAUCUUCAUCGGUAAUAUUCUUCAUAUUCUGGGCGGAUAAAUUCGUGGCUCUGCACCACAAAUAUAUGUAUAGACGUCAUAUACGAAUAAGCACCUACGUGUGCGAUUAUGCAUGUGUUGUACUGUCCAUAUGUGACUUAGUAUAUACCCGUGUGCCUUUGUAGGAACAUGUAACCUGUGUGCUGGAAAUAAAAAUAUACGUAUGCGAGUACCGGGGUUUACAAUCUCU